Akanthomyces muscarius is the source of this 1995-nucleotide messenger RNA. RefSeq lists its product as uncharacterized. Gene Ontology annotation, molecular function: ATP hydrolysis activity; microtubule binding; ATP binding. Gene Ontology annotation, biological process: microtubule-based movement. The transcript has 2 exons. Bases 1 to 1995 code for a protein of 664 amino acids. Gene Ontology annotation, cellular component: microtubule; kinesin complex. The record is from RefSeq and is a predicted model, not a curated record. NCBI's taxonomy places the organism in Eukaryota, Fungi, Ascomycota, Sordariomycetes, Hypocreales, Cordycipitaceae.
AUGUCUGUACGAGUGGUGGCCCGAAUCCGUCCGCUACUGGACGGCGAGCACGAGAAGGACAUCAUCGUCCGCGGAGACAGCACCGAGGCUGGAAAGCCCAACACGAUUGUCAAGAUCCCAAGCCCCAAGAAUGGCGCCGAGGAGUUUUCGUUUGCGUUUAACAGCGUCUACGACCAAUCGACAUCGCAGGAAACCCUGUUCACUUCAGAAGUACAACCGCUUCUCAAAUCGCUCUUCCAAGGACUUGAUGUCACCAUCUUUGCCUACGGCGUGACCGGCACCGGCAAGACACACACCAUGCGAGGUGGCCUGAAACUGGCUGACCGCGGCGUCAUUCCUCGACUGCUCAGCGGCGUAUUCCGACGCGGCAAGAAAAUUGCCAGGGACUCGGACGACGAGACAAUCGUCACAGUGGCGCUUUCAUACUACGAAAUCUACAACGAUAAAGUCUUUGACCUGCUGGAGCCUGCCGAGCAGCGUACGCCGAUGGGCCUACCGCUGCGUGCUGAGGCCAACGGCCGCACCGUCGUUUGUGGCCUCACAGAACGCCGCUGCGACGACCUCAAGGACUUUGAGAAGAUGUAUAUCGAAGCCAACAACAACCGCAUCACCGCCGCCACUAAGCUCAACGCCCAUAGUAGCCGCAGCCACGCCAUUCUGCGCGUCAAGGUGACGCAGACCGGUCCCGACUUUAUCCGCGAAAGCACCGCCUCAGCUAUUGACUUGGCUGGCUCAGAGGACAACCGCCGCACGGACAACGGCAAGGAGCGCCUCGUCGAGUCGGCAGCCAUUAACAAGAGCCUGUUUGUGCUGAGCCAGUGCAUCGACGCCAUCUCGCGCGGCGACCGGCGCAUCCCCUUUCGCGAGUCCAAGAUGACGCGCAUCCUCUCCCUCGGGCAGAACAACGGCAUCACCGUCAUGAUACUCAACCUGGCGCCGCUGCGCAGUUACCACCUCGACACCUUGAGCAGUCUCAACGUCAGCUCGCGCGCAAAGCGCAUCGAGGUCCGCGAGAUCGAAAAUGAGGUCGUGUACAAGCAGUUCCCGAAGUCGAGCACGGCACAUACCGGCCUCGGCGGGGCGAAACGUCAGCCGCUACAGCCGCUGGCCAAUGCGCACAAUGUGCAGAGCGGAAAUGCGGCGGCGGCGCGGCCCGUCAAAGCGUUCAGCGUGUACACGGAUGAGCUGAAGCCCAUCCCUACCUCGCGGCCCUCGCUGGCCACGUCGGACAUUCGCAAGGUCAGCCCCGUGAAGCGCGCCUCGGAGCAGGAGUCGGGCAUCUCUCGACCAUCGAAGCUGGCCCGCCCGUCACUGCUACCCUCCUCUUUCGCGUCAGCCGGCACCCAAGGCGCUAUGAGCAGCCAAGGGUCCAUCACCAUGUCUGCCGCGCAGAUCGAGGCCAUGGUCGAGAAGAAGGUUGCCGAAGUGCUCGCCGCGCGCAUGGCCGCCGAGCAGCAGACCACGACUGUCAUGGCGCCGCCUCCGCCGCCGCCGCCGUCACAGCCCUCUCACGCCGCCGUGCAGAGGCGUCUCGAGGCACUAGAGCGCCGCAUCGAAGCUGACGAGCGACGCGAGGACUCCAAGUCGGACGGUCUGCGGUAUCUGCUCUCGGCGCGCCAGCACAAGGAGAGCGGCGACGAGGCUUCGGCGCUAAAGGCGUACGAGAUGGCGCUGCCCUUCUUUCCCGGGCAGACGAAGCUGGUGGGCAAGAUUGAGCGCCUGCGCGCGCGUCUCGGCAUGCCCCCGAUGGCGCCGUCGGCCCCCGUCGCGGCGGCCGCAGCGGCAGCGCAGGCGGCGGGCGAGGAAACGACGUGCAUCCUGGGCCAGGCGGCGGCGGCGCCUGAGAGACGGCGCAUGUCGCGGCUGCCCGUCAUUCACGACUCGGCGAGCGAUUUGACGGCGAACCUCGACGUGACGAGCACGAUUUCAUUCGACUUUAACGCGCGACAGAGACGCAUGUCGCGAUUCAGCGUGCAUCCCAUGUCGGCAAACUAA